This is a messenger RNA of Arabidopsis thaliana (thale cress), 813 nucleotides long. It is a transcript of the gene UMAMIT16-psi, whose product is annotated as nodulin MtN21 /EamA-like transporter family protein. Gene Ontology annotation, biological process: transmembrane transport. The coding region runs from base 1 to 813 and encodes 270 amino acids. Gene Ontology annotation, molecular function: transmembrane transporter activity. The transcript is spliced from 7 exons. Gene Ontology annotation, cellular component: membrane. The record is from RefSeq and is marked reviewed. Lineage: Eukaryota; Viridiplantae; Streptophyta; Magnoliopsida; Brassicales; Brassicaceae.
AUGUCGGUCAUUGCAAAGUAUGCUCUAGAUUACGGGCUUUCUCCGAGAAUCUUUGUUGCUGCGCGUCUGGUUAUUGCAUUUUCAAUUCUAUCACCCCUUGCUUUAGUAUUUGAGAGGCCACUAUUGGAGCAAAACUUGUACUAUACAGGCAUGCAGCUCACAACGCCCACUUUCACUUCCGGAAUGUUCAACCUACUCCCGGCCAUUACAUUUGUGAUGGCCUGUAUAUUCAGGUUGGAGAAAGUGGCUAUUCACAGUCAUCGAGGAAAAGCAAAAGUUCUUGGAACGUGUGUGGCGGUUGCUGGAGCAAUGCUGAUGACAUUUUGGAGAGGCCAGGUGAUUCCAUUGCCAUGGAACAGCUUGCUGCACGCAAAGAAGAUCCACAGACAUGAUGAGGACAUCCUAAGAGGAGGGCUUAUGCUAGUGUGCAGCUGCUUGAGUUGGAGCUUCUAUGUUAUUCUUCAGAGAAAUAAACUUAAAGCCUUGAAACUUCAUCCAAAUGUGACAGUGUUGGAUGUUUCUCAGCAACAACGGUUUACGUUGUUGGGUGGAUGGCACAGAAGAAGGGUGAGUAUCUUCAAUCCAAUCAAUCUGAUUGCCACGGCGGUCAUUAGCUCGGUUGUACUCUCUGAGCAGAUGUUUGUCGGGAGGAUAAUUGGAGCUUUCGUGAUUAUCAUUGGCAUCUCUUUUGUUCUUUGGGGAAAAAUGGGAGAACAAACCACGCCGCCGCCGCCACCUCCACCUCCAGAGCCUGAGGCAACUGAGAAAGAGAUGAAGAUUGUUAGAGAUGGAAGACCAUUUGUAGAGGAAUAA